Aspergillus pseudotamarii is the source of this 1954-nucleotide messenger RNA. RefSeq lists its product as uncharacterized. Gene Ontology annotation, molecular function: long-chain fatty acid-CoA ligase activity. The transcript has 4 exons. Gene Ontology annotation, cellular component: membrane; endoplasmic reticulum. The record is from RefSeq and is a predicted model, not a curated record. Bases 128 to 1813 code for a protein of 561 amino acids. NCBI's taxonomy places the organism in Eukaryota, Fungi, Ascomycota, Eurotiomycetes, Eurotiales, Aspergillaceae.
GUCACCAUCUCGCUCCAGCCUAGAACCCGGCCCUUACUACGGAAAUACAGAAACAAUCGGGACCUUCACCCUUCAGUACAUCUCUUAUCCUACAUGACGACACAUUGUCGAUAUAAGUAAACUCAAAAUGGCCUCGGAAACGUCGCUAGUGGCCAAGCUAGAUACGUUGGUCGCUGACGUCCUGGCUGACUGGAACAUAUACACUACUCUCAUCGCAGGGACUAUUGUCGCCUUUCUUAUCUAUUCCAUUGCUACGUCCAAGGAGCCAGACAUUCACCCAUUCUUGCUGGCUCGCCAGUCAACAGCCUUCCCUGUCCGCCAGCCUGGUGAAACUGCCGCCUACCGCAGCCUUGAGACCCCACACGGGUUUCCCCUUCGGUCCGGACUGAACGUCAAAGACCCCGGCGCACCAAAAUGGACCGCUGGACGAAGAGGUGACUUGCGCGAUGUCUGGAAAACUGCUGUUCGCGGAGCUGCAGAGGAAGGAAAGUUAUCUGGUAAACAGGGAAAGCUCUAUACUGUGCUCGGAAGAAGGGCGAUAGAGCAUUCGUUGGAACAAGUAACGCAAGAGAUCAAUGUCAUUGGAACUCGCCUGCAAUCCUCCAAGGCUAAAACAGUUGCCGUCUGUCUUACAGACUCAGUGGAGCUUUUGGCCUCAAUAUUCGCCGGUGCUUUUUAUGGGUUUAAGGUCAUCCUUAUUCCUCACAACCUUGACCCUAAUGAUCUAUCUACCCUCCUGCAGAAAUCUCAGGCAGAUGUAUUGAUUGCGGAGGCAGGCGCGCUUGAUUUGUCUCUUGUAGCAAAGAGUAACGAGCAACUCACUCAAGUUAUCUGGGUUGCGAAGCUUGGUAGUAGGCAUAUGGACUGGAAUGAUGUGCCUGGUGAUGUCAAAGGUACUCUAGAGGUUGCUGUCUGGCAUGAAAUAUUAGAAGAGAAGAAGGACUUGGCUGGGCUUGAUGUUCCCAGCUGGGAGCCCAACAGCCCUUCACCUUCCCUUACUACGGUUUGGCCGUCCGCCACAGGAGCAGGCGAGUUCAUUGAGUAUCAGCCGGAGAACUUGAUCUCCGCCAUCGCUGGCCUGACUUAUUCCCUACCUCGUAAUGAGCGCUUUAACCCUACUGAUCUUGUGCUUUCGACUGAUUCCCUCUCUCGCUCCUAUCCAUUAUGCCAGGUCAUGGCUGCUCUGUACUCGAAUGCCUCUGUUGCAGUGAACUCUGUCGCUGGGGAAGGUGUCGACUUCGCUUUGGCUACCGUUGGAGUAUCUCCAACUGUAGUUAUCGCCUCAUCUCGUACAAUGUCCGAUUACCAUAGCAGAUUCAUGGAGCCACAUUCUGGCGUUAUCUCUUCCCUGGCUCGUUGGUUUGAUGUGAGAAAACUAGAUGCUGGAGUUAUGCCUUCUCAUGGCAUGUUCAGUCAGGUUGCCAAUAUUGGACCGAUGGCUGAACUCUCACUCGACAAACUUCGCCUCUUAUGCAUCUCGCACCGUGCGGACGCCGAUCCCAAUGUUCGCCUUACCUCUGGACAGUUGACGGACUUGAAGAUAUUUACUGGGGCUCGUGUGGUCUAUGCCUUGACUGGUCCAGGCGUGGCCGGCGCUGUCUCUCAGACGAACGUAUUCGACUAUAGGCGUUAUCAGGGCCAGAAUCACUUCGGAGCUCCUUUAAGUAGCGUUGAAAUUGUUCUCACCGGUGUUUCUGAAGACAAGGAAAAUGAGGGACAGAUUACUGUUUCUGGCCCAGCCGUUGUUUCUGAGAAAACUACGCUGACGGCACAGGGCCGCAUCCGUGACGACAACACAAUAGAGUUGUGCUAAAUCGUCUAUUUGCACAACAACAUCUGAUCGUUUUUAGCGUUGACCUGGCCGCUACAUGACUUAUGUUACCGGCUGAUUUCUUUGCACCUUUUGAAUGGAGAAUUAAAUUGCCUCUAUCCAUGUUGAUACUGAAGUGCCCCA